AUGGCGGAGUCCGUAGGAUCCAUGCAUUUCUCAGCUAAUGGCAAAACAAAUCCUCCAAACCCCUUGUUACCCAAAAUACCACCGGAGAGUCGACUACAGUCUUCCAACGCUGUCCACCCUCCACCGCCAAAGAAAGUCCGAAUCGAGGAGAAGAGUUUGAAACACAGGAAAUUGAACGGGGACGUAAUGUGUGCAGGGGAAAAACACAACGGGAAGCAGAGUUAUGGGAGCCCAGCGAAAUGGAGUUUCGGCCCGGCCAAGCCGAGCAACUCCACCUCGCCAGCUCCCGCACGAAAGAUCUUCAAGAUCAGCAACUUUCUCGCCUCUCCUACGAAAGUGAAGAAACCGAAUGAGAAAAGGCACAAGGAAAAAGAUAAGAGCGCUAAAACGCAGAGUUCACUCAUGGAGAAAGGGAACCUUGGGAGUUGCCAUACAAAGACGGAAAAUUGUGAUGUAAAUAUGUUACAGCGAGGUAGGGUCAACAUUGUCAGUCUUUUGAAUGUAAAAAGUCAUGAACUAGGUUUGAAAUUACUAAAGCCAGCUGAUAACAUUAGUUAAGCAGUGCUACUGUGCAGUAUGCCGAUAUAAUGCCACUAGGCCCAGUAGAUUAUUACACCACUAAUUGACAGAAAGGCCUACAGUUUAGAUUAAGUUGAAUGAAGUGUUGAUGGAUCAGAAUCAAUGUGUUUAUUACUUAAUCUGUAUUAAAUUUCCGUAUUUUAGAACACACUGGCAAAGACGAGGAGAGAGAGAAGAAAAAGGAGAGUGAUAAAGAGAGGGACAGGGAGAAGAAGAACCACCAAGUUAUGGUUGUGAAUGAUGUAGGGAGGGAGAACAGAGAGGUGAAAUCUCCACUGAAAGGUAUGGGUGAGAUAAUAAAAAAUAAAUCAGUCUUAAUGGUGAUUACAUUGAGAUUCAAUGCCAUGUUGGUCAUUUCCAUGUCAGAGAUGUUCACACUGUUUUAGCUUCCCCCUCAUAAUAAAUUGAGUCAAAUGCUGUGAAGUAGGUAGGUCAUGUACCAGGACUGGUGCCUUCAAGAUGUAUGCACACAUCUUAUUUACAGCUAUUGGCUUACACAGUCUUCUCUUCCUUACAGAGUCAACAGAGAAGCCAAAAGUCAACUCGGAGGACGAGCUCCUCUUGAAAAAGCUAAAGAAGAAGAAGAAGAAAAAGAAGCACAAAGACUGCGAGAGGGCGAGACGCAGCCGGCCCAAGAUGUACCACCGCUCCAGCCAGACGGUGUGUUCUGGUGUAACUGUGGACCUGCCGGACCUGCUCAACACACCAGACAGGAGUAACUACAACACCAAUAACAGUUUCUUCCAAACCUUCCCAAGUCCCCAUCAGGAUCCUUCCAGCACCACCACUGCUACCUCCAUGUCCUCCAUGGUCAGGGAGAGGUUGGGCUACGGCUCCCCCCUCCACAGUACCCAGUCCCAGGGCAUUUCAGAGCUGGAGUUUGGCCGUCUGAUCCAUGUGGAGCAGCAGGCCAAUGGAGGAGCCUCGGUGGCCCACGCCUACUGCCAGCAGCUGGCCUGUCUCUCCCCGGCCGAGAUGCAGCGCUUCGCCCAGGAGUUUGUCACCCUGUCAUUCAGCGAGGACCAAGCUGACGCGGCCCACUACGUCAUGGGCAUCAUCCAUGGAGCGGCCUCCUACCUACCAGACUUUCUGGACUACUUCUCCUACAAGUUCCCCAAUGCACCGGUCAAGAUGGAGGUGCUGGGGAAGAAGGAUAUAGAGACCACCACCAUGGCCAACUUCCACACUCAG
Messenger RNA from Coregonus sp. 'balchen', 1770 nucleotides. Lineage: Eukaryota; Metazoa; Chordata; Actinopteri; Salmoniformes; Salmonidae. The record is from the annotation of a GenBank genome assembly.